Molecule: messenger RNA, 1573 nt
Organism: Megalobrama amblycephala (Wuchang bream)
Lineage: Eukaryota; Metazoa; Chordata; Actinopteri; Cypriniformes; Xenocyprididae
Gene: eif4ea
Product: eukaryotic translation initiation factor 4ea
Exons: 8
Coding region: 124-774 (216 amino acids)
Biological process (GO): translational initiation
Cellular component (GO): eukaryotic translation initiation factor 4F complex; cytoplasm
Molecular function (GO): RNA 7-methylguanosine cap binding; translation initiation factor activity
Source: RefSeq, a predicted model, not a curated record
GUUUGUGUCCACUAGGAGUCGCAGUCCAUACGCGUGCUCCUCAUUCACUCGCAUGUGUUCGGUUGAGUUUAGCCAAUCAAAUGGUGUUUUCACACACGGAAAGACCUUUCACAUUUGUAGAAGAUGGCGACUGCUGAACCGGAAAAUUCAACAAAUCCACCGAAUUCAGAAGAAGAAAAAAACGACGAAAAUACGCAAGAGAUUGUGAUUCUUGAAGAUUACAUUAAACAUCCUCUGCAAAACAGAUGGGCUCUUUGGUUCUUUAAAAAUGACAAAAGCAAAACAUGGCAAGCUAAUCUCCGUCUCAUCUCAAAGUUUGACACAGUGGAAGACUUCUGGGCGUUAUACAAUCACAUUCAGUUAUCAAGUAACUUAAUGUCAGGAUGUGACUACUCCCUCUUCAAGGAUGGCAUUGAGCCUAUGUGGGAAGAUGAGAGAAACAAGCGGGGCGGCCGCUGGCUGAUCACCCUGUCCAAACAGCAGCGCAGAGCCGACCUGGACCGCUUCUGGUUGGAGACGCUUUUGUGCCUUGUGGGAGAAGCAUUUGAUGACCACAGCGAUGACGUAUGUGGUGCUGUUGUCAACGUCCGAACAAAGGGAGACAAAAUAGCGAUAUGGACGACAGACUACGAGAACAAAGAUGCUGUUGUACACAUAGGACGUGUGUACAAGGAAAGAUUGGGUGUUCCUUCAAAGGUCAUCAUUGGAUACCAGUCACAUGCUGACACGGCCACCAAAAGUGGUUCCACCACCAAGAAUAAGUUUGUUGUUUAAGGAGCCUUUUAAACAAUGCUGCAACAACAGUCUGAAUCGUUAUCAAAUUAAAAUCUUUGUCAAAAGAGACAGAAAAAUGAAAACAAAACUGUCCUGGGAUCUGACCUUUUCACAGCAUGCUGUGGGGGAAACACUAGGAAAUUAAAGGCCUUCAGAUUUGGGUUUAAUCAGAAGAGUGUUGUAUUUACAAAACUGUACAGUGUAUAAAAACAGAGCCACGUUCUUUUUUUUAAAUGUUAAAAUACUAUUAAUAGAUUUUUUGCUGGUGGGGAUGGGAAGUGUAUUCAAUUCAAUUUAUGAGUGUUUUUUUUCAUAUUCUGUUUGCCUUUUUAUGUUGAGUUGCAGUUACUAAAUCGUAAGUGUAAUUUAUUAUUUUUUUUUUUUUACUAAAUCCAUUUGUUUCUGCUUUGGAUUUACUGUUGGAGUGAUGUGGACUGAUCAUGAUAUUUCUAAUCACACUAUUAAAACAGUUAAUGUAUUGCAGCCUGAGAAUGUCAAAGGUUGAUUCUGUUUAAAGACUGUUGUAUAAUUUUGUAUUUUUGCAGUCUUGUUCUACAUUCCUCAUGUAAAGUGUUCAAGGGAGUAUUGAGAAAACUGAUCUCCAGUUCUCACAUUUUCCUAAGGGGUUUCAUUGAGUAGCCUGACAAAAACAAAAUAUAGAAACCCCUUUCUCAUAAAUGGGUGCUUAUGAAAAUGUAUUAAAAAUGACUGUAAAUAAAUUGUACAGUGCAUUGUCUAUAUCCAGUAAAGAGCCACUGAAAUGCAUAUGUUGAUGAUAAAUAAAUAAUCCUCUCUGAGA